Molecule: messenger RNA, 5136 nt
Organism: Oreochromis aureus
Lineage: Eukaryota; Metazoa; Chordata; Actinopteri; Cichliformes; Cichlidae
Gene: pip5k1ba
Product: phosphatidylinositol-4-phosphate 5-kinase, type I, beta a
Exons: 15
Coding region: 264-1796 (510 amino acids)
Biological process (GO): phosphatidylinositol metabolic process
Molecular function (GO): phosphatidylinositol kinase activity
Source: RefSeq, a predicted model, not a curated record
CUUGGCUCCUCAUUUCACCACAGUCAGCCUAAGAGCUGAUAUCACACAGUAUUUGUCUGUCACUGCCUUUUCCCAGACACGCGUUGACCAGUUUCUUCACAGCACCAUGCCGAUCAAGGAGCAGCCUACCUGGAAAAUGCACUUUAUGUAAAUUGUUGUGUUUGUGCAUUUACCACUGACGGGAAAAAAGGAACUCGGGGAGAAUCAAAGUUGGAGGAAGGACAGCCGAGCUUCCCCCUAGUCCAAUUCUCUCUGUCCAAAAGAUGUCAGCAUCCCCUGCCAGCACCCUAGGAAGGGGAACCAAAACCUCUAAAGCGUCAAAGGAUCAUAAAAAGCCUACACCAGCUGCACUCAAAGGCGCCAUCCAGCUGGGCAUCGGUUAUGCUGUGGGAAACCUCAGCUCGAAACCAGACAGAGAUGUACUCAUGCAGGACUUUUCUGUGGUGGAGAGCGUCUUCCUGCCAAGUGAGGGUAGCAACCUGACCCCAGCACAUCACUUCCCAGAUUUCCGUCUGAAAACAUACGCCCCACUGGCUUUUCGCUACUUCAGAGAGCUCUUUGGCAUCAAACCGGACGACUAUCUGUACUCCAUAUGCAACGAGCCGCUGAUAGAGCUGUCCAACCCCGGCGCUAGCAGUUCCUGGUUUUACCUCACCAGCGAUGACGAGUUCAUCAUCAAGACAGUGCAACCUAAAGAGGCAGAGUUCCUGCAGAAGCUGCUUCCUGGUUACUACAUGAAUCUCAAUCAGAACCCGAGGACGUUACUGCCCAAGUUCUACGGCCUCUACUGCAUCCAGUGUGGAGGCAUCACCGUUCGAGUGGUGAUCAUGAACAAUGUGCUGCCGCGAGCCAUGAAGAUGCACUACAAGUACGACCUGAAGGGAUCCUCGUACAAACGCCGCGCCUCACGCAAAGAGCGUGCCAAGUCCUCACCCACAUUCAAAGACCUGGACUUCCAGGACAUGCACGAGGGCCUGGUCUUUGACCCGGACACAUAUAGUGCCUUGAUGAAGACCUUGCAGAGGGACUGUCGGGUCCUGGAAAGCUUUAAGAUCAUGGACUACAGUCUCCUGCUGGGGAUUCACGUUCUGGAUAGGAAGCCGCUGAGCAGAGGAAGCAGAUGUGACAGCAGGAGAGGACAGAAAGUCCUCUACUCCACCGCCCUCGAGUCCAUCCAGGGGAAUGUCAAGGACCCAGAACCAGUGGCAGAUGAUGACACGUUGGGUGGAAUUCCCGCCAAACAUAAAGACGAGAGUCUGCUCAUCUUUUUAGGAAUUAUCGACAUUCUUCAGUCUUACAGGUUCGUUAAGAAGGUGGAACACUCCUGGAAGGCUCUUGUACAUGACGGGGACACAGUGUCAGUGCACAGGCCCAGUUUUUAUGCAGACAGAUUUCUGAAAUUCAUGGGCACGACUGUUUUCAAGAAGAGCCAUCCUUUAAGAGGAGCAUCUUCAAAGAGGAAGAAGAACUCCCUUUAUGCAAAGUCAGUCUCCCAGGAGAUUCUGUCCCCACUAAAGGAGAGGAAGGAGGAGAAGAAAGCCCAAAGCAUGGACAACCUGGAUGGAAACUUUUACAGUUCCUCCAAACAGCCGGAUCUUCUACCUGAGUCUGCCGUUUCUUUAAAAUCCAGCGGAAAAGAGGAAGAAGACUAUGAAAACAGUGAAGACCGACGAGCCUCCAGUUCAACGAUCGCUCUGGACGAUCCACUGCCGCCCCUCAGCAGAAGCCAAUCUGACUCUGAACUGGAUGUCUACUUGCCUCACACAGUCUCACCCAGGCGACCCAGCUGGAGCUGAUCAGUCGUCAAUAAAGUUGAGGAGAAACAGGGCUAUUGCUCCUUUCCAACCACCUGCACUUGUGAACUUUGAAACACCAACCGCAGUCCAACAACAUGAAGACAUAAGGACUUCAGAACAGCAAACAUGGCACAAACUACAAGUAGUAGCCUGUUCUUCUCAUUUUCUCCACUGUGAGCAUCACUAUGAUCCUUAAAGAAGCAUAAUGCAGUCACUCGAGAAAAAAAGUCCCAUGUUUCAGUCUCAGAAAAAAUCUGCUCUGUUUUUCCACAAUAAUGAGAUGCCUCCUCCAUGAAUGUGGGAAUGUUCUUCCCUCUUGCGCCGAGUAGGGCUCGUUACUUCUGCUGCCAGUUUUUAAACCAUCUGUACUUCAUUUGACUCCCAAAUUUUCUAACAGCUUUUUACUUUUACUCUCUACACUUUAACCACUUUUUAUACCUUACAUUUAAUAAUCGUACUUUAGUUUUAACACAUUUGAGGUGUGUUGUUAUUUCACUGUGCACCUUCCAGACAUCAUAGCAAUAUGAAUGUAUAUGUAGGGAAUGAUAAUACAUAAAAGACAGUCCCACUGGUGUAUCUGCCAACUGAUAUGCAAGGUGUAGAGUUGAAAGAUAAAAACCCCACACAUGCAGGGAAGAUGAGUGUGAAGCAAAGACAGAGAAAAGUACAGCUGGUGAUGUCAUGACACGAAAUCAAGACACUGGUCUGUUAGCAUUGCACAAAAAUAGCUAGUGAAAAAGGAAAUACUUUUUAUUUUCGAGUACAUUUCAGAGUCUGUACUUAAAGUAAAAAAAUCGGGUACUUUCUUUAACGUUACUUGAGAGAAAAAUGUUUGUACAAUUUAAAAAAAAAAAAAAGAUUCUUCAACCUCAGUAAACAUGAAGCAAUAACUCUGAGUCAAAUGCAACUGAAAAUUAUAAAGUCCAACCUUCAUUUAUUCAAAUAAUUAAUGCUUGAAGAAAAUAUGCUUGGUAUAAACUGAUUAACAGACUUUGUGAAGCGGUAAAAAUGACAAAUUCUAGUAGAAACGCAGCAAUUUCAACUUAGUUUGCAUCUAAUAGAAUAUAUUUAUACUAAAAAUGAACAAAUCUGAAUAAACCUUAGUUUUCAUAACCCUAAUAACAUUAUUUUCAGUGAAUAGUGUAUAAUAAUUGAGUUAAUUGUAAACCAUGUGGGUUUUUGAUGUUUGAAUGGCCAAAAACAUUUUUAGGUUCAUUUGUUUCUACAAAGAAAACAGCUGCUUAUAUAUUGAAUACAAUAUAACAAUAAGAUAAGUAGUUUCCUGUUCUUUACUUCUUCUUUGUGUAAUUUCAUUCGAUUUUAAUGUUGAUCUUAAUUAAAAGUAAAACAUACAGUGACAGUCAAAGGUCUGGACACAUUUGAGGGCAGGGAUGUUUCUUAUUGUCUGAGACAAUUUUAAUUAAAAUAAAUUGCUGUGAAAAAUUUAAGAUUCAUAACAGAUCACAAAGGCACAUUUGUGAUUUAGCUUUCCUAUUGCUGGGAUGUUAUUGAUUUCUUUAUAAAUAAAAAAAAAAAAUAUUUGGUAGUAUGGCAAAGAAAGCUCAACUGAGUGAAAGUCAGAACAACAGGAACCCAGUUGAGACAGAAAUCCCUUUGGGAAAGUGUCAGGAAGGCAUCUGGUGUGAAAACCUACCAAAUCAGACAUAUGGAGCACCUGCUGCGGCGACCCCUUGUGAAAGGGGGAGAAGCUCCACUUUGACUGAGCAUGUCCAAACUUUUGACUGGUUCUAUAAAAAAUUAAACUGGAUGAAUUCAGGAAAACAGAGCAGUUUUUUUUAUUACAUGUUUUCGGAAUUUCUAAGAUAAGUAUCCAAAUUAAUAAAUCAGAAAAAUAUUUUUAAUUUCAUGAAAAGUUAUAUAGGAAUUAUUGCAUGUACACCUCGUUCAUUUAACAAAAUGGGGGCAUUUGUUUUUGAAAGAAAAGUGCAUUAGGCUCUGUUGUUCCUCUUUCUUUUAAUUUUAAGUGAAACUCAACUUUCCAAAUCAAUGGAAACACCUCUACAACUAGCAGAUAUGUUAAUGUGUUAAUGUGUAUUAGUAGCACUGAACUACUGUGCUGACGUGCAGUAAAACACUACAAAGCUGCUUCUUUGCCUGUUGUCGUUCACACUGCUGCUAGUAAAUCCUUGUGUUUCUUUGCUAAUAUUUUCUGAUUUUCUGUAAAUGUUUACAUUUCUCAGUGGCUGGUUCCAUGAGGAAGUAAACAUAUCAGCUCAUCGGCUACAGAAAUAGAUCAGUGCUCGUUUGUAUUGUAUUUACGUAGAGAUAUGUUCAAAGAUCAUUCAGGUUUUUCAGAUGUAUGUGUGAAAAUCCACGUUAGUCGUUGUACAUUCACUCACAUUUGCAUAAGUAACACCCUGUGUUUUAACCCAGAAGAACAUUACAAAAAGACAUGAUUAAAAAAUGAAUAAAAAGACAAAUUCAUUAGAUGAACUGAAUUUUCAGACAUAAACUUCCCAUUUAUAAUGACUACUUUGCAACGUACCACAAUAGCUUGCUAAAACUAGCACUGACGGAGCUGCUGGCAUGGCUCUUACACCUGUUUAAACAUGCAGAAUAUUUUCAAAAUUUUCAUGCUAUAAUGAUGUUUGAACACGUGACAGAUUAAAGGAAAGAACUGAACCCUCGGCCUCUGCAGUAAAGCAAUGUGGUCGGUGUUGUGGUUCCACUCCAUUUGUCACAAUCCUGUGGCUCUGUGUUAUCACCUCUCUCCUCUGAUGAAAAUUUUCUUUGCUAAUAAGAGUUCAUAGAAUGAUAAAAAGAGUGAACAUUUUGUGAAAUACAUGACUUUGCCUUUAAAACCCAACUGAACACCUACUAUAGCAGAUUUUGUGUUUUAGUUUCAUCCCCUGGUUAUGGACUGGGGCUCUAACGCUUUGUGAACCUAAACUAAAGAAGUGCUUAAGAAGAUAAAUGGAUGGUGGAUCCCUUCCACCAAAGUUUCAGAGACCACCCACCUUUUCUUUUUCUUCUAACAUUUCUUAAAAUCUAAAUCAUUACAAGAUGAUAUAAUAAUAAUAAUAAUAGUGUUGAUAAAACUAGAAAAGGUGAUAUACUGUUGUUUAUAGUGUGUCAUUCCUCAUUACACCCAGAUUUUACCUGCACUGGUGUUUCAUAAAACUAUAUCCUGUUACAAACUGUGUUGUACUCUGCAGUAAACAGAGACCAUACUGUGUACCAUGUAUAUAUUGUCUUCUUAUCUUCCACAUGCCUUAAAAACUUUAAAAAUUAGUGCUUUAAGAUGCUUUGUAGGCCUAUAAUUGUACCAUAGCAAUACUUUAAACUUGUAUCAGGGAAAUAAAUUAUUUCAAUAUCUUUA